This is a messenger RNA of Mizuhopecten yessoensis (Yesso scallop), 4216 nucleotides long. RefSeq lists its product as uncharacterized. Gene Ontology annotation, molecular function: zinc ion binding. The record is from RefSeq and is a predicted model, not a curated record. The transcript has 3 exons. NCBI's taxonomy places the organism in Eukaryota, Metazoa, Mollusca, Bivalvia, Pectinida, Pectinidae. The coding region runs from base 456 to 2093 and encodes 545 amino acids.
UUACGGGGAAUACACACUGCCUACAUGUAUAUUAUACACAACACGUUUUGCUUGCCUUAAAAUCAGGUUUUAUUCCUCUGGCUGUCACCAGUGAGUAAGGACGCCAUUUGACAACCCGGAGCUGUGAAACUUAGAAAGUCAAUUUUGUGAAAAUAACCCCGAAGCUGAAGGAGCUGAGGAAAAUCUGAUCACAUCAAGUUUGUUCGGACGUCACUGAAUUUGGACAGUCUAUUUCACCAGUGAGCAAGGACGCCAUUUCACAACCAGGAGUUGUUAAACUGAGAAAGUCAAUUUUAUGAAAAAUAACACUGAAACUGAAGGAGCUGAGGAAAAUCUGAUCACAUCAAGUUUGUUUGGACGUCACUGAAUUUGGACAGUUUGUACACAAAAGAAGACCUCAGGAUCCUCCAGAAGUUACCUCCCUGUACACUUUUAUUUCUCCCACAUCCACAACCAUGGCAACCAAACACAGCAGCCCCAGUCAACAAAUUCCACUCAGGAUCAAAGGCCACACAAAGUGUCCGUACCAUAAGGACAAUGAGGUGGUUCUCCUCUGUCAGGACUGUGGAAUACUGAUCUGCAUCACUUGUUCCAUAACAGCUCACAAAAGACAUAUUGACAGUUUUUGUGAAAUCUCGAAAAUUUCAAAUAAACAAAGAAAUACGCUACUGGACUUUAUGAAUAAAACUGAAAACAUUGAAAUUCCCAAACUCAAAAAUGAAAUCCAAUCGGCAUGGAACACAAUUUCGACAAGUGAAUCUAACUACAAAAAACUCUCUGUAAAUAUAAAAAAACAGCGCGAUCAAUGUAAACUAGAUUUAGAUAAAAUAACUGAGGAUUAUUUAGCAAUAUGUAAGAAGAUGGAGAAGGGGACCACAGACCUCCUUCAGACUCACAUCACAAACCUGGAGGACAAGUUAGACGCUUUAGUGAAACUCUCAUCAGAGUGUAAACAGACCCUCCAGACAGGCACUGCUGUACUUGUUUAUGACUCGUUAUCAGAAAUCCAGGACAUGGACUUAGAUAUCCCACAGACACCUAACAUAGACAUGACAGAGUUAACUCCAGAUAACGACAGACAAAGUCACCUGGAGCAGGCCAUGGGGAAAAUGAAGACUCCUACUGACCAUUUCCAGGCAGGAUCAGCACCUAGUGGUCACUCCAAACAUGGUCCAGUUGUGAGACCUAAACAGUCCAAAGCUACAGAGACGGGUCAAGCCUCCACUGGAUCAGUCCUGUACAAACUCUGUGACAGUCCAACUGUCAUAUCCCAGUUUUCAUACCCAGAUGUUAUUUCAUCAAUCUGUCCUACAUCUAAUGGACGUGCAUGGCUGUGUGAUUGUCACACCAACACAGUAAACCUCAUCAACAACAAAGGUCGACUCAUACUGAAGAUACAAUACAACAGUGACAUUGCUGUCAUCAGUCUGGACCCCACCACAGGCCGUCUGUGGUUCUGUUGUAGAGAUGAGAGGACUAUCUACGAAGUAUCUACAUCAUCUACACCAGUCACAAGGUUUACUACAGAGGGGUACCCAUGCAGUCUGUGUGUGACCAGGGAGGGUCUGGUAGUGGUGGGUACAUCGGGUACACAGGGGUACAAGGUGGUGAUGUACACAGCAGAUGGCCAGGUGUUACACACAUCCACUGUGGAGGGGUCAGGGACGGGGUCAGUACUGUCCAUCUCACAGUGUGGUGUUACAGGUAACAUAGCUAUAGUGAGUAGUAAACUAAUCAGUGGAGACAGUAGUGAUCCAAACAACUACAGGCGUCACAUCACUGUGUACAACCCAACACUCCAGUCCCUGGUCCACUACCAGGGAGAGGGGAUACAGGCACGAGAGGCGAUCACACCAGACAAGUUUGAUCCAGUAACAGUUGUAUAUGACAGUAAGGGUAAUAUUGUUAUUGCUGACUGGACAAGGGGCACAAUAGAACUGAUAAGUGGAGCAGGGAAGUACAUAAAAACGCUUCACACAAACAAAGGAGGACAGGGACAAGUAGGUAUACAGAAGGAUGAUGUGUUGUGGUCAACCUUAAUGUCAGAUACAGGAGAGUCUGGACUCAAACUUCUCAAGUAUUACAGUGACUGAUGAUUGACUAAACUUGGAGUGAUGCUACAGACUAAUUAUACCAAAUAAAUACAAAAAAUACAUUAAUUUUAACAUUGAACAAUAACCUUUGUUAUUAUGAUCUUAUACACUUGAUCAACACUUAUACAGACUAAUAAUAUCAUGUUUGAGGAAUUAAUGUAAACAUGUCACAGGUUUAUUGUUUACAGGUUUUGUAAAUAGUUUCUGUUACAACUUCUGUUUAGAAGUGUUGUUUCAAAAUAAUGUCAUCAUUAAAUUUAACAAACAGCCAUACCAGAACAUCAGGUCCAUUUUUUUUGGUGUGAAAUAUGUUCUUUUCAAUCUUCAAGGAAAAUGUCAUUGAUUUCUAAAACCUGCAAUGAAAUCUGAAAUCAGAGUCUCUGUACUAAUGACUUGUUUUCUAGGUGUAUAACCUGACUUCCCCUAUAUUCUCAAGUAGACUGUUCCAAACACCUGAUCUACCCAUACAUAUUGGGCAUGGACCUUGUGUACAUAUAAAAGGGAAAUCAAAAACAGUAAAUCUGCUAUAAUGAACUACCCAGUAGAGUAUAGGGGUAAACCACUCAAGCGAACAGAAAAAUCACUAAUUGUGUCACUAACACAGUUCCAAUAUACACGUAUUGUCAACAUUCAUUGUUACAAAUCAGCUAUUCCCAAACAUCAGGUCCAUUUGUUUAUGUCUGUAAUAUGCUCUUUUCAAUAUUCAAAAACAAGGUCAUUGAUUUCAAAAACAUGCAAUGAAAUCUGAAAUCAGCGUCUCUGACUAUAUGGUCAUACUAUCGGAAACACCAGAAGACUUGCAGAAAAUGUUAGAUUCACUAGCAGAUUACUGUAGAAAAUGGAGCUUAACUUUAAAUGUAGAUAAAACAAAAAUAGUUAUCUUUAGAAAUGGAGGUUGACUAAGAGCAAAAAUGGUUUUAUAAUAAUGAUGCGAUUGAAGUAGUUGAUGAGUUUAAUUAUCUUGGUCUCACUUUAAAUUAUAAUGGAAAAUUUACAAAAACACAAAAAAACCUUGCAGAACAAGGUCGAAAGCACUAUUUGCCAUAAAUAAUGUACGUAAUAAGAAUUAUUUUAAUAUAGAAUCUCGUCUUGCUGUUUUUGACACGUUUGUGAAUAGUAUUUUAAUUUACGGUUCAGAAAUUUGGGGAUUUCAUAAAGCACCCGAAAUAGAAAAAUUGCAUAUUGGAUUUUUGAAAUCAUUAUUAGGAUUAAGAAAAUCUACAAACUCUGCAUUUCUUUAUAUUGAAUUUGGAAGAUCUCAUUUAGAGCUGUUAAGAAAAGUUAAAAUUUUAAGUAUUGGAUUAAAUUACAACGUUCUGAUAAUUGUGUGCUGAAAUUAAGCUUGUUAUGUUGAUAUGGUUGAAAAUAAAGACCCCUGGAUCCUUAACUUAAAACAUGAUCUUUCAAGAGUCGGCCUUGGAUACAUGUUUGUGACUGAUAGUAUUUAUCAUUCUAGUGAAGUAUAUAAGCAGCGAUUAUGUGAUAGUUUUCAGCAAGAUUGUCUAGAGAAAGUUCAUUCUUCUUCAAAAGGAGUAUUAUAUCAGCAUUUAGAGGAAAGUAUUAAAUUGCAACCAUAUCUUCAUAAGGCAAUUAAUUUUAAUUAUUUAAAACAUAUUUCUAAGAUACGUUUAUGUGCGCAUGACCUGUCUAUUGAACGUGGCCGUUACAGAGAUAUACCUAGAGAAGAAAGAAAAUGUAUUUAUGUAAUGAAAAUGAUAUAGAAGAUGAACUUCAUUUUAUAAUUAAAUGUUAUCGCUAUUCAGACCUCCGGUCUAAAUACAUAAAGAAAUAUUAUUUCAAAAGGCCUAGUAUGUAUAAAUUUGGUCAAUUACUCAAAAUCGAAAACACAAAAGAACUUAAUAAUUUAGGAAAGUAUUUAUCACUAGCAAUAAACGUAGAGCAGAUUUAUUAAGAGGUCAUCAAUAGAACAGGUCAUGUUAAGAUACAUGUUGUACAUCAGUUUAUUGUAUACAAAUUAUGUAAUAUACCAUUAUAUUGAUAAGUCUUGUAUGGGUGAAUGAGGGUGAAGAAUUGUUCUGGCGUGUGUAUGAAUGUGAGUAUGAUGAAUGACGAAUGAUUGAUGAUGAUGAUGAUGAUGUAAUGAUGUGAUGAUGAUGAUGAUG